Messenger RNA from Schistocerca serialis cubense, 7563 nucleotides. RefSeq names its product trichohyalin-like. The record is from RefSeq and is a predicted model, not a curated record. Lineage: Eukaryota; Metazoa; Arthropoda; Insecta; Orthoptera; Acrididae. The transcript is spliced from 5 exons. Bases 1 to 7563 code for a protein of 2520 amino acids.
AUGAGGAAGGUAUGCUUAGAGAAGAAUGAUCAGACUGAUUUUGAUCGCAAGAUGAAAGAUCAGGUGAAAAUGCCCAGUGCAGUGCAGAGUGCAGAGCAGCUCCGCCAGCGCAGCGCAGAGUUGCAGGAGAGACGGCAGCAGCUGCUGAGGAGGGCCACGACCAACAGCCACCGGAUUUGGCUGCAGAGAGUGGUAGACCUGCCACAGGCUGAGCAGCUGCUCCAGGACUGGACUCGAGAAUUGGAGGGCUUCGAGGACUUCAUCCAGAGGCACAUCACCGAGGACUCUGACUCUGACCCCGACGAAGACUUCCUCGAACGAAUGCCUCCGGCUGUGGGAGACCAGCAGCACACUGACCAGCCGGAGUCUCCUAGUAGAGGGGAAUGGGGAGCAGGGCAGCAGCAGUUUCCCGCAAGGCAGAUCUCCAUCCAGAGGCGCACUGCCAAGAACUCUGAUCCUGAUGAAGACUUCCUGGAAGCAGAGCCCCCAGCUGAGGGAGGACGGCAGCAAAGUGACCAACAGGAGGCUCCUGCUAGAGGGGUAGGAGGGGCAGGGGGGCGGCAGUCUCCGCAAAGGAGGCCAGCCAUCAGGAAGAGGGAUCUGACAGAUGCCGCCAGGAUCCGUCGAACGCCAGCGCCAGAUGACGUGCGCUCGACCAGCCGUCCCACUGAAACACCUGCGGUCGACGACCCCCUGCGCGGCGACCAGAAGCCAACUGUGGCGACGCCGCCCGGCGUUGCCUGCGUCGUCCUGUGUGAGGUCUACCAGCCGGCGAGGGAGGCGAUCGCAGGAGCCAGUGCCGCUCGUAACACAGGAGGUGGGGUUGGGGACCCGGUACCCCGUCUGGUCCCCGACCGCUGCUCGUUGCCGGAAUCCCCGCCUUCAGCUGCCUCCAGCGCCGUCCCAAGGCAACGAGAAGAAGGCAACGAGAAGAAGGCAACGAGAAGAAGGCAACGAGAAGAAGGCAACGAGAAGAAGGCAACGAGAAGAAGGCAACGAGAAGAAGGCAACGAGAAGAAGGCAACGAGAAGAAGGCAACGAGAAGAAGGCAACGAGAAGAAGGCAACGAGAAGAAGGCAACGAGAAGAAGGCAACGAGAAGAAGGCAACGAGAAGAAGGCAACGAGAAGAAGGCAACGAGAAGAAGGCAACGAGAAGAAGGCAACGAGAAGAAGGCAACGAGAAGAAGGCAACGAGAAGAAGGCAACGAGAAGAAGGCAACGAGAAGAAGGCAACGAGAAGAAGGCAACGAGAAGAAGGCAACGAGAAGAAGGCAACGAGAAGAAGGCAACGAGAAGAAGGCAACGAGAAGAAGGCAACGAGAAGAAGGCAACGAGAAGAAGGCAACGAGAAGAAGGCAACGAGAAGAAGGCAACGAGAAGAAGGCAACGAGAAGAAGGCAACGAGAAGAAGGCAACGAGAAGAAGGCAACGAGAAGAAGGCAACGAGAAGAAGGCAACGAGAAGAAGGCAACGAGAAGAAGGCAACGAGAAGAAGGCAACGAGAAGAAGGCAACGAGAAGAAGGCAACGAGAAGAAGGCAACGAGAAGAAGGCAACGAGAAGAAGGCAACGAGAAGAAGGCAACGAGAAGAAGGCAACGAGAAGAAGGCAACGAGAAGAAGGCAACGAGAAGAAGGCAACGAGAAGAAGGCAACGAGAAGAAGGCAACGAGAAGAAGGCAACGAGAAGAAGGCAACGAGAAGAAGGCAACGAGAAGAAGGCAACGAGAAGAAGGCAACGAGAAGAAGGCAACGAGAAGAAGGCAACGAGAAGAAGGCAACGAGAAGAAGGCAACGAGAAGAAGGCAACGAGAAGAAGGCAACGAGAAGAAGGCAACGAGAAGAAGGCAACGAGAAGAAGGCAACGAGAAGAAGGCAACGAGAAGAAGGCAACGAGAAGAAGGCAACGAGAAGAAGGCAACGAGAAGAAGGCAACGAGAAGAAGGCAACGAGAAGAAGGCAACGAGAAGAAGGCAACGAGAAGAAGGCAACGAGAAGAAGGCAACGAGAAGAAGGCAACGAGAAGAAGGCAACGAGAAGAAGGCAACGAGAAGAAGGCAACGAGAAGAAGGCAACGAGAAGAAGGCAACGAGAAGAAGGCAACGAGAAGAAGGCAACGAGAAGAAGGCAACGAGAAGAAGGCAACGAGAAGAAGGCAACGAGAAGAAGGCAACGAGAAGAAGGCAACGAGAAGAAGGCAACGAGAAGAAGGCAACGAGAAGAAGGCAACGAGAAGAAGGCAACGAGAAGAAGGCAACGAGAAGAAGGCAACGAGAAGAAGGCAACGAGAAGAAGGCAACGAGAAGAAGGCAACGAGAAGAAGGCAACGAGAAGAAGGCAACGAGAAGAAGGCAACGAGAAGAAGGCAACGAGAAGAAGGCAACGAGAAGAAGGCAACGAGAAGAAGGCAACGAGAAGAAGGCAACGAGAAGAAGGCAACGAGAAGAAGGCAACGAGAAGAAGGCAACGAGAAGAAGGCAACGAGAAGAAGGCAACGAGAAGAAGGCAACGAGAAGAAGGCAACGAGAAGAAGGCAACGAGAAGAAGGCAACGAGAAGAAGGCAACGAGAAGAAGGCAACGAGAAGAAGGCAACGAGAAGAAGGCAACGAGAAGAAGGCAACGAGAAGAAGGCAACGAGAAGAAGGCAACGAGAAGAAGGCAACGAGAAGAAGGCAACGAGAAGAAGGCAACGAGAAGAAGGCAACGAGAAGAAGGCAACGAGAAGAAGGCAACGAGAAGAAGGCAACGAGAAGAAGGCAACGAGAAGAAGGCAACGAGAAGAAGGCAACGAGAAGAAGGCAACGAGAAGAAGGCAACGAGAAGAAGGCAACGAGAAGAAGGCAACGAGAAGAAGGCAACGAGAAGAAGGCAACGAGAAGAAGGCAACGAGAAGAAGGCAACGAGAAGAAGGCAACGAGAAGAAGGCAACGAGAAGAAGGCAACGAGAAGAAGGCAACGAGAAGAAGGCAACGAGAAGAAGGCAACGAGAAGAAGGCAACGAGAAGAAGGCAACGAGAAGAAGGCAACGAGAAGAAGGCAACGAGAAGAAGGCAACGAGAAGAAGGCAACGAGAAGAAGGCAACGAGAAGAAGGCAACGAGAAGAAGGCAACGAGAAGAAGGCAACGAGAAGAAGGCAACGAGAAGAAGGCAACGAGAAGAAGGCAACGAGAAGAAGGCAACGAGAAGAAGGCAACGAGAAGAAGGCAACGAGAAGAAGGCAACGAGAAGAAGGCAACGAGAAGAAGGCAACGAGAAGAAGGCAACGAGAAGAAGGCAACGAGAAGAAGGCAACGAGAAGAAGGCAACGAGAAGAAGGCAACGAGAAGAAGGCAACGAGAAGAAGGCAACGAGAAGAAGGCAACGAGAAGAAGGCAACGAGAAGAAGGCAACGAGAAGAAGGCAACGAGAAGAAGGCAACGAGAAGAAGGCAACGAGAAGAAGGCAACGAGAAGAAGGCAACGAGAAGAAGGCAACGAGAAGAAGGCAACGAGAAGAAGGCAACGAGAAGAAGGCAACGAGAAGAAGGCAACGAGAAGAAGGCAACGAGAAGAAGGCAACGAGAAGAAGGCAACGAGAAGAAGGCAACGAGAAGAAGGCAACGAGAAGAAGGCAACGAGAAGAAGGCAACGAGAAGAAGGCAACGAGAAGAAGGCAACGAGAAGAAGGCAACGAGAAGAAGGCAACGAGAAGAAGGCAACGAGAAGAAGGCAACGAGAAGAAGGCAACGAGAAGAAGGCAACGAGAAGAAGGCAACGAGAAGAAGGCAACGAGAAGAAGGCAACGAGAAGAAGGCAACGAGAAGAAGGCAACGAGAAGAAGGCAACGAGAAGAAGGCAACGAGAAGAAGGCAACGAGAAGAAGGCAACGAGAAGAAGGCAACGAGAAGAAGGCAACGAGAAGAAGGCAACGAGAAGAAGGCAACGAGAAGAAGGCAACGAGAAGAAGGCAACGAGAAGAAGGCAACGAGAAGAAGGCAACGAGAAGAAGGCAACGAGAAGAAGGCAACGAGAAGAAGGCAACGAGAAGAAGGCAACGAGAAGAAGGCAACGAGAAGAAGGCAACGAGAAGAAGGCAACGAGAAGAAGGCAACGAGAAGAAGGCAACGAGAAGAAGGCAACGAGAAGAAGGCAACGAGAAGAAGGCAACGAGAAGAAGGCAACGAGAAGAAGGCAACGAGAAGAAGGCAACGAGAAGAAGGCAACGAGAAGAAGGCAACGAGAAGAAGGCAACGAGAAGAAGGCAACGAGAAGAAGGCAACGAGAAGAAGGCAACGAGAAGAAGGCAACGAGAAGAAGGCAACGAGAAGAAGGCAACGAGAAGAAGGCAACGAGAAGAAGGCAACGAGAAGAAGGCAACGAGAAGAAGGCAACGAGAAGAAGGCAACGAGAAGAAGGCAACGAGAAGAAGGCAACGAGAAGAAGGCAACGAGAAGAAGGCAACGAGAAGAAGGCAACGAGAAGAAGGCAACGAGAAGAAGGCAACGAGAAGAAGGCAACGAGAAGAAGGCAACGAGAAGAAGGCAACGAGAAGAAGGCAACGAGAAGAAGGCAACGAGAAGAAGGCAACGAGAAGAAGGCAACGAGAAGAAGGCAACGAGAAGAAGGCAACGAGAAGAAGGCAACGAGAAGAAGGCAACGAGAAGAAGGCAACGAGAAGAAGGCAACGAGAAGAAGGCAACGAGAAGAAGGCAACGAGAAGAAGGCAACGAGAAGAAGGCAACGAGAAGAAGGCAACGAGAAGAAGGCAACGAGAAGAAGGCAACGAGAAGAAGGCAACGAGAAGAAGGCAACGAGAAGAAGGCAACGAGAAGAAGGCAACGAGAAGAAGGCAACGAGAAGAAGGCAACGAGAAGAAGGCAACGAGAAGAAGGCAACGAGAAGAAGGCAACGAGAAGAAGGCAACGAGAAGAAGGCAACGAGAAGAAGGCAACGAGAAGAAGGCAACGAGAAGAAGGCAACGAGAAGAAGGCAACGAGAAGAAGGCAACGAGAAGAAGGCAACGAGAAGAAGGCAACGAGAAGAAGGCAACGAGAAGAAGGCAACGAGAAGAAGGCAACGAGAAGAAGGCAACGAGAAGAAGGCAACGAGAAGAAGGCAACGAGAAGAAGGCAACGAGAAGAAGGCAACGAGAAGAAGGCAACGAGAAGAAGGCAACGAGAAGAAGGCAACGAGAAGAAGGCAACGAGAAGAAGGCAACGAGAAGAAGGCAACGAGAAGAAGGCAACGAGAAGAAGGCAACGAGAAGAAGGCAACGAGAAGAAGGCAACGAGAAGAAGGCAACGAGAAGAAGGCAACGAGAAGAAGGCAACGAGAAGAAGGCAACGAGAAGAAGGCAACGAGAAGAAGGCAACGAGAAGAAGGCAACGAGAAGAAGGCAACGAGAAGAAGGCAACGAGAAGAAGGCAACGAGAAGAAGGCAACGAGAAGAAGGCAACGAGAAGAAGGCAACGAGAAGAAGGCAACGAGAAGAAGGCAACGAGAAGAAGGCAACGAGAAGAAGGCAACGAGAAGAAGGCAACGAGAAGAAGGCAACGAGAAGAAGGCAACGAGAAGAAGGCAACGAGAAGAAGGCAACGAGAAGAAGGCAACGAGAAGAAGGCAACGAGAAGAAGGCAACGAGAAGAAGGCAACGAGAAGAAGGCAACGAGAAGAAGGCAACGAGAAGAAGGCAACGAGAAGAAGGCAACGAGAAGAAGGCAACGAGAAGAAGGCAACGAGAAGAAGGCAACGAGAAGAAGGCAACGAGAAGAAGGCAACGAGAAGAAGGCAACGAGAAGAAGGCAACGAGAAGAAGGCAACGAGAAGAAGGCAACGAGAAGAAGGCAACGAGAAGAAGGCAACGAGAAGAAGGCAACGAGAAGAAGGCAACGAGAAGAAGGCAACGAGAAGAAGGCAACGAGAAGAAGGCAACGAGAAGAAGGCAACGAGAAGAAGGCAACGAGAAGAAGGCAACGAGAAGAAGGCAACGAGAAGAAGGCAACGAGAAGAAGGCAACGAGAAGAAGGCAACGAGAAGAAGGCAACGAGAAGAAGGCAACGAGAAGAAGGCAACGAGAAGAAGGCAACGAGAAGAAGGCAACGAGAAGAAGGCAACGAGAAGAAGGCAACGAGAAGAAGGCAACGAGAAGAAGGCAACGAGAAGAAGGCAACGAGAAGAAGGCAACGAGAAGAAGGCAACGAGAAGAAGGCAACGAGAAGAAGGCAACGAGAAGAAGGCAACGAGAAGAAGGCAACGAGAAGAAGGCAACGAGAAGAAGGCAACGAGAAGAAGGCAACGAGAAGAAGGCAACGAGAAGAAGGCAACGAGAAGAAGGCAACGAGAAGAAGGCAACGAGAAGAAGGCAACGAGAAGAAGGCAACGAGAAGAAGGCAACGAGAAGAAGGCAACGAGAAGAAGGCAACGAGAAGAAGGCAACGAGAAGAAGGCAACGAGAAGAAGGCAACGAGAAGAAGGCAACGAGAAGAAGGCAACGAGAAGAAGGCAACGAGAAGAAGGCAACGAGAAGAAGGCAACGAGAAGAAGGCAACGAGAAGAAGGCAACGAGAAGAAGGCAACGAGAAGAAGGCAACGAGAAGAAGGCAACGAGAAGAAGGCAACGAGAAGAAGGCAACGAGAAGAAGGCAACGAGAAGAAGGCAACGAGAAGAAGGCAACGAGAAGAAGGCAACGAGAAGAAGGCAACGAGAAGAAGGCAACGAGAAGAAGGCAACGAGAAGAAGGCAACGAGAAGAAGGCAACGAGAAGAAGGCAACGAGAAGAAGGCAACGAGAAGAAGGCAACGAGAAGAAGGCAACGAGAAGAAGGCAACGAGAAGAAGGCAACGAGAAGAAGGCAACGAGAAGAAGGCAACGAGAAGAAGGCAACGAGAAGAAGGCAACGAGAAGAAGGCAACGAGAAGAAGGCAACGAGAAGAAGGCAACGAGAAGAAGGCAACGAGAAGAAGGCAACGAGAAGAAGGCAACGAGAAGAAGGCAACGAGAAGAAGGCAACGAGAAGAAGGCAACGAGAAGAAGGCAACGAGAAGAAGGCAACGAGAAGAAGGCAACGAGAAGAAGGCAACGAGAAGAAGGCAACGAGAAGAAGGCAACGAGAAGAAGGCAACGAGAAGAAGGCAACGAGAAGAAGGCAACGAGAAGAAGGCAACGAGAAGAAGGCAACGAGAAGAAGGCAACGAGAAGAAGGCAACGAGAAGAAGCUGUUUACGUUUGUGAAUGUUAAGCUGGUCCCAUUUUUCAUUCGACUGAGCCCAACGGGCUCGCGACCUGAUAAGACUGCCGUCAGCAACCGCUUCGAGAGGAAGACAGCCAUGUGGCGUCGCAGUGCAGAGUCCUCUGGGGGCGAAGAAGGAGAGGAAGGCCGUUUGCACGAGAGUCCCGCAGAGGGUGUGCGACCAGCCACGCCCUCCCGAGUCGUCAGAGGGCGAGCAAGAGGAGAUGCAGCCGGUGGCAGUGCAACACAGUGUUAUGACCCGCGCUGCGAGGAAGUCGAGGAGUACGUGCCGGAGGACGUCCCCGAGCGGCGGCGCUGGGAGUACCGCGCCUACUGGGCCGACGCCGACGUCUAA